Molecule: messenger RNA, 1629 nt
Organism: Camelina sativa (false flax)
Lineage: Eukaryota; Viridiplantae; Streptophyta; Magnoliopsida; Brassicales; Brassicaceae
Source: RefSeq, a predicted model, not a curated record
AUGGAGAAGGUGAGGACGAAGUCGAAAGGAGUGAUAAAGAGGAUGAGGGAGUUGACUCAGAGACUGCGGGAGAAGAUGAGAAGUGACGAAGGAGAAGAACAGAGCGAGCCAGAUCUCGUUGGCGAAGAAGAAGUAGAUUCAGACGCAUCCUUGGGAGAGACCAAUUCGGGCGACUCCACCGAGGCAAUGGAUGCCGAUGAUGAUGAACCGAUGGCACUACAACCUAUAAGAAUGUACCUCCCAGCGGCGGAGUAUAAGAAGAAGAUUAAGUUAGGUACGAGGUGUUAUAUAAAGGAAGUAUUGACAACAUUUGAUAAAUUGAAGCAUCCGCUCACUACGUUUGAGAGAAAUUGGUUUGAGAACCAUUCACAGUUCAAACACAUUUGGCACUUGCCAAGGGACAAAAAUCACAAGGUUAUGGGCAUGUGGAUGCUCCUUCUCCGAACGGCAUGCAUUGAAAAGAAAAGGGAAGUUUGGUUUGUUGUUAAUGGUGUUCCCAUCCGUUAUGGUAUCAAGGAACAUGCCUUGUUAUCAGGAUUCAAUUGCCGCAACUAUCCAAUUGAUUAUAACAAAGUUGGAAGUAAGACCUUCGUGAACAAUCAUUUUUCGUCUAAGAAGGUUACUCGUGAAGAAGUGAGAGAAAAGCUCAAGGAGAUGGUACCUAUGGAACGCUCUCGAGAUCGGUUGAAGAUGGCUGUCCUAUACUUCUUAUCUAGCAUUGUUAGAGCACCGGUAAAGACAGGAGAACAAGCAACAGAAAUUGAUGAGUUUUUGCAAAAAGCAGUUAAUGAUCUUAAUUUUUGUAAGACGUUUCCUUGGGGGAGAUAUUCGUUUGAUUACAUGCUGGAAUCGAUAGCUCACACGAUGGAUCAUUUUCAUGGGACCGUCACAAAAGGUGUAUUAUGGCCGGUUGCAGGUUUAUGUAUUCUUUUGGAGCUUUUAGCAUUUGAGGCGAUUCAACAUUUGAGGAAUCAAUUCGUAGAAGAUAAUCCAGGAGCACACGUUACAUGUCCUAGGAUGUGCAGGAGAAAGUUCAAGAAAUGUGAACUCAGAGGGUUUUCUCUUGAGAGAAUAAAUGAUGAACUUGGUACAAUUAAGGACAUAGAUAGUUUCCUAAUACCUGAGGAUGAUAAUGAGAAGUCUCUUCUAGCUGGAAUCACUGAAGAAGAUGACGUCGAUGAUGCACAUGAUGUUGUUGUCAACAGUUGGAUGCAACGUUAUCUACGAGGAUAUCAUGUCUGGUUUGAAAACAUGUUCAAUGAAGAUGUUCAGUCCCGAGCAGGAGUAGGAGGAGUAGGAGGGGAGCCUGAGAACGUGAACGAGGAAAUAGCCUUGAUUGAAGGACCGGUAUACCCUAGUGUAUCUGAUUUGGUGGAUCUCCUAAACACCUUUAAAAAUGAGAUGGGAGAGAAGAUGAAAGGAAUUGUGGAUAGGCUUAAUGGGUGGGAAGAAAAAGUCGCAACAUUGGGAGAAAGAGUUGCAUCAUUGGAAGAGAAAUCCAAGACGCGUGAAGAUACGACUGGUCCUGCAGACACUGGAGACCAUUCAGACCUUGCACCAAAAGAUACGGCUGGUCUUGCAAACCCACCACCGAAGCGAAUGACAAGGUCAUCAAGAAAUCAAGGGUGA